CUUGUGUCUUCAACCUUUGCCCACAGUAUUGUCCAUGCCUUCCAGACAUUUGAACUAGUUUGGGAAGAGCUAUGUGCUGACAUACGGGAAAGUUGUCCUCUCAACUCGAGUCACUGUCCCUUCAAUCCGAGCAGCAAUGUCCACAAUACUGAAGCCAAAUCCUGAAUUGGCUGAUUUGAUUCAUAAAAGUUGCUAAGGAUUGAGUAAUUGGUAUGGAUUAAAACCAGCACUUUUUCCUAACACAAAGUACGUCUAUGGGAUAUUAAUUGGGUCAAUGGAGCCGUAUCUGAAAAAGACGUAUUUGUACUUAACUAUAUCUUUUUCUAGGUGUUGGAGCCUUGGUAGAAAAUCCCAAAUGCUUUUAUCAAUCACUUCAAUGGAUUUUCAAUCGCUGUUGUUAAUCAAAAUAAGAUGGAAAGGCUAUGGCCUGUAAGUCUGAGAUAUAUUUGUAAUGAGUUAUUUUCACAACAUGGUUGGCAAAAUUAUGUCAAAGAUAAUUGUGUGGAGUGUAGGGAUUUUUUUAGUUUUUAACUAUGAUGGUGAUCAUAAAUUUGAUGUUAUGAUUUUCGGGAGAUCUGUAUGUGAGAAGAUAGAAUCUGGUGAUUCCGUGGGCAUGGACAAAGAGGUGAAGAUGGAGGAUGAUGACAUUGUUGGUGUUGAUGUUUCCGAUGAUCAGAGCAACAGUGUAUCUAAUGAAGAAGAUAGUGAUGACAGUGAAUAUAAUGCAGGAAAAGAGGAGGUGAAGGAUACAGCAUCAGAAGAAGAAGAAGCAGCAGCAAUGAACUUGAUGACAAGAGGCAAGAAUAAAUGUGGAAACAAUGGAGGAUCUAAGAAAAGGGCUGCGAAAAAGGAUGGAGUGCGUGAAGGAGCUAAUGAUGUCUUGGCUGGUGUGAAUGUAACAUUGCCAACAAUCAGUCCUAUAAUGAGCAAUGCCAACAAUUAG
Molecule: messenger RNA, 943 nt
Organism: Pistacia vera
Lineage: Eukaryota; Viridiplantae; Streptophyta; Magnoliopsida; Sapindales; Anacardiaceae
Exons: 2
Coding region: 452-943 (163 amino acids)
Source: RefSeq, a predicted model, not a curated record